This is a messenger RNA of Caenorhabditis bovis, 1107 nucleotides long. The record is from the annotation of a GenBank genome assembly. NCBI's taxonomy places the organism in Eukaryota, Metazoa, Nematoda, Chromadorea, Rhabditida, Rhabditidae.
AUGUCGUCGUCAACAACGUCUUCGGAAUCUGUUGAUGAUGAGAGCUGCUCGAACGAAUGCUCGGCAUCCUUCACAUUUGAUACAAACAAUAAUAGUCGUGAAAUUGAGGAGCUCGCUGAGGAAACUCACAUGAAACUGAGCAUUACACCUACUCGCGAAUCAUUCUCAUUGGAUCAAUUGGAACGGAUGGUCACCAUCGGGAAAGGAACAUUUGGAAGGGUCGAGUUGGCUCGCGACAAGAUUAGUGGAGCACACUAUGCUCUGAAGGUGCUCAACAUGCAUAAUGUGGUUGAAAUGCGCCAAACCGAACACGUUCAUAACGAGAAGCGUGUCCUCAUGAAGCUUAAGCAUCCAUUCAUUGUGAAAUUGUAUGCCAGCGAAAAGGAUGCAAAUAAUUUGUACAUGAUCAUGGAGUUUGUCCCAGGUGGCGAGCUUUUCUCGUAUCUGAGAGCUACUCGCUCAUUUUCCAACUCGAUGGCUCGAUUCUAUGCUGCUGAAGUCGUCUCCGCUUUAGAAUACAUUCAUAACUUAGGAAUUGUUUAUCGCGAUUUGAAGCCGGAAAAUUUGAUGCUCAGCAAAGAAGGUCACAUUAAACUAGCUGACUUUGGGUUUGCCAAGGAGCUUCGCGACAGAACUUAUACAAUAUGUGGAACUCCAGACUACUUGGCUCCCGAAUCGCUUGCUCGCACCGGACAUAAUAAGGGAGUUGAUUGGUGGGCGCUCGGAAUUUUGAUUUACGAAAUGAUGGCCGGAAAACCGCCAUUCCGUGGAAAGACCACCGCGGAAAUCUAUGACGCGAUAUUCGCGCAUAAUUUGAAAUUUCCGAGAAGUUUCAAUCUUGCAGCUAAGGAUCUUGUUAAGAAACUUCUCACUACCGAUCGCACCAUGAGAAUCGGAUGUAUGAAAAAUGGAACCCAAGAUGUGAAAGAGCAUAAAUGGUUCGAAAAAAUUAACUGGGAUGAUCUCGUCAAUCUUAGAAUUGAAGCUCCAAUAAUUCCAACUCUUUACCAUGCCGGAGAUACGGGCAAUUUUGAUGACUACGAUGAGGACAAGACUGGAGGCGCUAUUGCAGUUCAGCGCGAGCGCGAUCUCUUUGCUGAGUGGUAG